ACAACCAUGAUGACUGAAGGAAAUUGAAGUAAGAGAAAACAUCGUUUAGCGCUUUACGCCAGAGCGCUAAAUUUGAACUUUCGAUGCAAUUCUCGCGCAGAAUGCUAGUACCAGGAAACGAAGGUCCGGGCCUCAUAUUCAAGCUCAAGCUCAAAGCCUUGCCAGGCCUCGCUGUACUUAAAUACUCCGGCUGAUCUUCUAAAGCCAUAUUCAACCCAAUUCUGCCGAUGGCGGUGCUGUAAGUGCGCCGAGUCUAGCGAAGAUCUUGAUAUAAUUAAGUUCUGUCACCUUUUGUUAGAUUUGUUUAACUCCCUUUUUCCCUCUUUCUCUCUGCUGGCCGGAGAGCUGGAACAAUCUAUUGUUGUAAAACCCACAUCUCAAAUCAUGCUUCCCCCAACUCGCCAGAACUUGAAUCCUUUCAUCCUUUUGAUUGUCCUUCUUGGGCUCCUUCAACUUCCCCUCAUUGUUUACGCUGGACUCCCGCCGGCGGAGUAUGAGAGGCUGCAAGAGCUGAACGCAGUCGAAAUGUCCAAAACGAUUACUGAUACUGAUCGAGCAUCCUAUCUAUCUGAAGACAUAUCCGAUCUCAUGGAUAAUGCCAAGAAGAUUUCGAACGUUGGCAAGCUGAACAAAGACAUAUAUACCUUGAAGGGGAAUCUUGUCAUGAAAGUCUUAUCCUCGAAGGUUUCCAAAGACGAAGCUUACGGUGAGGCAAAAGCACUCGACAUGCUACAUGAAUUGGAGAAGUCCGGACGGAUCAAAAUACGUUCGAGGAUCCGCCGCACAUAUUUUCCUGCCAUCAUCAUGAAAAGGAAGAAGGGAAAAUCCUUAUUCUCGAGCGAUGUUUACAAACGCGCAAAUAAAAAGGAGAGGAAGGCAUUGAAGACGUCUGUCAUUGACAAGGUGUGCGAAGAAGUUGCGCAGAUAGCUCAGUCCAGCGGAAUUUUGCACUAUGACAACAACCCCGACAAUAUCCUUCUCCAAUUCACUGGAACAUCCGUAACCUCUGUUGAAUUGAUCGAUUAUGGUCCUCCUUACACCUACCUCAUUGACAAAAACACCGAUAAACAGAAGAUCGUGGAUGUUUGUGCAGCUUCCAGUGUAUGGACUCUACUGUGGUGACGUCGUCAUGGUGGGAUGUUAGCGUAGGAAGCGCCAGUUACUAUUAGGCGCUGCCUGCACUCGUUGUCCAGAGUCAUCAGCAGGGUUUCGGUAGUUAGCGGCUCAAGCCAUAGACUCACGUUCGCU
Molecule: messenger RNA, 1248 nt
Organism: Lentinula edodes (shiitake mushroom)
Lineage: Eukaryota; Fungi; Basidiomycota; Agaricomycetes; Agaricales; Omphalotaceae
Exons: 5
Coding region: 385-1122 (245 amino acids)
Biological process (GO): protein phosphorylation
Molecular function (GO): ATP binding; protein kinase activity
Source: RefSeq, a predicted model, not a curated record